AUGUCAGGCAUCGAAGUCGCUGGCUUGGUCUUUGGAGUCGUCCCCAUUCUCAUAGAAGCAGUGAAGUCUUACCGAGUAUUGACGGAGAAACUGCAAAUUUUCAGGACCUACUCUACAGCCGUUCAGAGGAUUCGCCUUCGUGUCCGGAUUCAAGAAACCAGUUUUCGCAACGAAUACGAUGACAUAACCCUGCAAGAUAUGCUCAAGGACCCAGGCAAUUGGUAUUGGCAAGACAAGGCGUUAGACGAGAAGUUCCAGAAAUGUCUAUGUGGUGGUGGUCAAUAUGAGCUGUGUAGGGAGAUACUACAGGCCAUAUACGACGCUCUGACGGACAUCAAAAAGGAGAUGUCAUAUUUUGUCCAGACGGCCCAGACUGCUAACGCUGAGCCGAAAGGCGAUACCGCAACGAGGCUUCGUGAAGCCUUCCGUCUUUCGUUCAAAGAAAAGCAGUACAAGGAGAAACUGGAAGACCUUAGCGUGUGGAAUGCGGAGUUUGCACAUAUCAGAACGCAAAAUAGCGAACUUCAACAACCGCAGCAUGCUUCCACGGCAUGCAUUGUCCGCAAGCCAUUACCGCCGACGUACCCCGAAGUUCGACAGGCAUCAGAAAAGUUGCAUGAUACUUUGGAGAAGGCUUGGUGUUGCUCAAACUCCUCGCAUACUGGCCACCAGGCUAAGUUAUUGUUGGACGCAAAGGCCAAGAGUGGGAUCCGCCUGGAUAUGGCGAUAUCAUGUCGGCAAAAGAGCUCCACAGCUGUAGAAAGAUCACCCAUUGAACCACCAAUAUGGUUGUACGUGCAGUCGAUCACGACAAAUGGAAUGGUACCAAGGCCUGCUCUGCCCGCAUCAUCAUCACUUACAAGCGAACUCUCUACCCACCUAACUCAAACCAUCCAAUUAGCGCAGAAUUCGAAGGGCAAAGAGAGAGAUACCAAUCGUUUCGUCGACAGCAUGAAACAAUGCGUACGGAAAGCAAAGAGAGUUCGAUUUGCCGCACCCUUGGGCGAGGAAGAAGAUUCCAUGGAGAUAGGCUCGGUUCCAGCUAAAGCAGUUCGCUUCUGUCCUCAGGAUCCGGACGACGAAAGCAAGGGCGCUACAAACGCCAACGAUGACAGCAACGACGGAUGUCAUUCCACAUACAACCUUCGUGAUGCUAAAAGCAUUUGCUGUCAUCUGAAGCAGACCGCCUCCGCUUCUACGGUUGAUCACAAAGCAUCAUGCCUCGGAUAUCUUGAAACAGAUGAUCUCUUCAAGCUCGUCUUCUAUAGCGCAGACAACAAAGCCGCAGUCAGCAAUCAAGCAAAUACGAAAAUACAAAAAGAAGCAAUACCACUCCAGUCACUCCUUCAAGACUUACCCGUCAUCGAGCAAUUCAAGCUAGCACACCGGCUCGCAACCGCCGUGCUCCAAUACCACUCUACAGCAUGGCUCGCCCCCGAUUGGCAUCUCCGAGACCUAUCAUUCUUCAGCAAACCUCAGCAGAGUAUAGACAACACCCUGCGAGAUCUCCAAACACUGCAUCUCAGCACUCAAUUCCCACGAGCAGACAACACGCUCACCCAGCCAAUGGAGGGCGUCGAGUCCUCUGCAACAGCCACUCCUUCACAGCCGAUAACCGACCCCGAGCUGCUAUACGGGAUCAGCAACCUAACCUUGGCGAACUUAGGUCUCGCGCUGCUCGAAAUCGGCUACAAGAAAGAAGUGCAUAGUUUUCGGCACACGCGCGAUCCGCACGACGUGGUCACGGUGCGGAAGCUGCUGGCAGGCCUGCACACGACGCUGGGCGCGAGAUACCAGGCCAUUGUCCGGAAGUGCAUAUACUGUGACUUUGCGUUUGGCACGGACUUGGAAAGGACAGAGCUGCAGAGUGCUGUUUACAGUGACGUUGUGUGUCCGCUCGAAGAAAUGAUAAAGAGUUAUGAGAACCUGACCCUUGGAGGGUAA
Molecule: messenger RNA, 1944 nt
Organism: Aplosporella prunicola CBS 121167
Lineage: Eukaryota; Fungi; Ascomycota; Dothideomycetes; Botryosphaeriales; Aplosporellaceae
Exons: 4
Coding region: 1-1944 (647 amino acids)
Source: RefSeq, a predicted model, not a curated record